Molecule: messenger RNA, 685 nt
Organism: Physella acuta
Lineage: Eukaryota; Metazoa; Mollusca; Gastropoda; Physidae
Source: RefSeq, a predicted model, not a curated record
UAGAAGCUAGUACAUCUUCUACCUCUGCAAAGAAAUACAUGCUGAAGAAAAAUGGUACGUGAAGCUAUAAAAGUGCUGACCUGCGCCAUGCUGUUCUUUGGCGUGUGCUGUGGACAGGACCCACCUGCGUGUUCAACUUACCUCUUCUCAGAUAUUUCUUUUGAAACCCCGAUAACCCAAAAUCAUGGGGAAUGUUUCGCAGCCUGUGUACUAAAGGCUUGCUUCAUUUACGUAUACAACGGUGAUACCAAAGUUUGCAAUAUACUGUACGCCAAGAACCCAGUCUCGCCUAGCUAUGAUCAAACCUUGAGAGUGAUCUGCAAAUACGAUCAGUCACAUUGUGCCUCUUAUCCUUCGACUACCUUUUUGAAUACCACUGCAACCAAUCCAACGGAAUGUUUCCAGGACUGCGUAGAUAACCCAAUAUGUCUGACUUAUAAUAUGCCAACUGGGGGCAUCUGUGAGCUUCAAGUUGCAGACGGAGAAAAGUUUGACACGACCGAAGAGAUCACAUUUAAUCCAAAAGUGCGCUGCGCAAUGGAUCAAGCGACGACAACUGAAAGAGUCACAACAAAGAAACAUUGCAGGAGGGGCUAAGAAAGUCUAGUUUCUCAGAAAACGUCUGGUCUGGUCUUGACAUCAGAGGUUUUGCUGUUUCAGAUUUGUGACGUCCUUUACUUCAUCA